AUGGUGGCCACCUGCCUGCACCUGGGUGGAUUUAUCUGCGGUUUUAUUGGGUGGAUUGGGGUGAUUGUGGCAACGUCCACCAAUGACUGGGUGGUGACUUGUGGCUACACCAUUACCACCUGCCGGAAGAUGGAUGAGCUGGGAUCCAAGGGGCUGUGGGCAGACUGUGUCAUGGCGACAGGUCUCUAUCACUGCAAACCCCUCGUGGACAUCCUCAUCCUCCCAG
This is a messenger RNA of Pterocles gutturalis (yellow-throated sandgrouse), 226 nucleotides long. RefSeq names its product claudin 11 (gene CLDN11). The transcript has a single exon. Lineage: Eukaryota; Metazoa; Chordata; Aves; Pterocliformes; Pteroclidae. The annotation marks the transcript as partial. Gene Ontology annotation, cellular component: bicellular tight junction. Gene Ontology annotation, molecular function: structural molecule activity. The record is from RefSeq and is a predicted model, not a curated record.